AUUACCUCAGCUUGUGUAUUAAAUUAACUUCGUGUCCCUCACUUUUGAAUUUAAUAGGACAAUUUCAGGAUCCAUGGAUAAGGCAAAAACAUUAUUUUGUCUAUAAAUUGAUGCAUGCAAGAAAUGAACUAAUGCAAUACAAAGCUGAGCUCAUAAUCAAAAAAUAUAUAUUGUAGCUGGUUCUUUCUGUUGAAACAAUGGCUAAUGUUAAGCUCGCUCCUUUUGCUGUCUUCUUGCUUGCUGCAUUCUUAAUGUUCCCGAUGAAGAAAAUAGAAGGAGAAUCAUGUGAAUCUAGGGGUUGCAUUUUUUAUAUUAAUGAUUCUUGUCCCAGUGGCUGUGUUUGCGAUCCCAUCGAUCCUGUUACUUGGGCUGGCGUGUGCGUCUCAUAUUCUUCUAUUAAAAAGAAGGUUGAAGAACAUCCUAACUACUGCGAAACUCAUACUGAAUGCACAAAGAAGGGUAGUGGGAAUUUUUGUGCUCGUUUUGCUAAUUCUGAUAUCAAAUAUGGCUGGUGUUUUGCCUCUAUCUCUGAAGCAGAAAACGCAUUCAAGAUAGCCUCUACCUCUGAAUUCAAGAAUGACUUAUAGAAGAUGUCCGUUGCUGCUUAAUAUCGAUAUGUCAAAAAAAGCCUACCAUGGUAGAUAGUAUGCAUCUACGUACUUUAAAUUAGUAGUCUUUGUUUCCGACUAAAUAAUUGGGUUUCUUAAUAUCCAUACAAAUUUCAAUAAUGAUGUGUAUAUGCAUGGUUUGCUUUUCAUCAGCAUGUCUUAUGCUUUUGUUAGGCCUGUUGUUUAAUUAAUAUAUGUUUUUGGGGAUUAUGAACAUUAUCAAUUGUGGGGUUUGUUGGAAUAAAGCAUAGCUUUGUUACUCUGUAUGCCUAUGGAAGAUCAUGAAAGUUAGGAUUAGUUUAAUUUAUUACUCCCUCUGUCUCACAUCUGCUGUUAAUUAAGGUAAAAUACACAAUCUUAAGAAAAUAAUUUACUCUCA
Molecule: messenger RNA, 987 nt
Organism: Medicago truncatula (barrel medic)
Lineage: Eukaryota; Viridiplantae; Streptophyta; Magnoliopsida; Fabales; Fabaceae
Product: albumin-1
Exons: 2
Coding region: 198-587 (129 amino acids)
Source: RefSeq, a predicted model, not a curated record